AAAAAAACAGGAGGAGGAAAGCAACGCGGCUUCAACUUCCAAGUACCCACUUCCCAUUUUCCAACACCGUUGGCACUUUGGGAAAGUAGGAAUGAAAUGAAACCUUCAAACACUCCAUCCACGACUUUCCUCUUACGGGCUUCAAAAAUAAUGAAAUAAAUAAACAACAAACAUCCUACAGCAAACGCUUCAUCUUCUUCCUUCUUCCCAGACCCAACCAUGGAUUCCUUCAAAUUCUUCCAUGGCUAUGGCAAAGUAGGUGAUCACCUCGAAGAUCAGUCUUCUCUCCCUGCAUCUCCCAAGCGCAAUACCCUUGUCGCCACCGUUUCUGUUUUGGCCAUCCUCUUCCUCACUCUCACCAUCGGAGUCACGCUCGGAGCUCUCAUGCACUCAUCCGAUUCCGGACCACCGGAAUCCCGAUCGGCCCCUUCCGCCGUCAACACCGACAUCGCCUCCUCCAUCAGAACCGUCUGCAACGUCACGCACUUCCCGGCCUCCUGCUGCUCCAGUAUUUCCUCCCUCACCGCUUCCCUCCAAAACCCUAACGACCCCGAAUCCAUUCUCAAGCUGUCUCUCCGUGUUUCCCACGACGAGCUUUCUAACCUGUCGUCCUCCCUCAGAAGCUUGGCUUCGACCUCAUACGCGUUGGCUCUCUCUGAUUGUAAGGAUCAGAUCGAUGACGCGCUGAGUCGACUCAACGACUCGGUGUUGGCGAUGGAUGUGGCUCCCGGCGACAAGGCGUUGACGGAUGCGAAGAUCAACGACAUACAGACGUGGAUCAGCGCGGCGUUGACGGAUCAGGAAACGUGUUUGGAUGGAUUGGAGGAGACGGAGUCGGCGGAGCUGGGGGAGGUGAAGGGGAAGAUGCAGAGGUCGAGGGAGUACACAAGCAACAGCUUAGCCAUCGCUGCAAAUAUUCGCAUCUUGCUGCAACGCUUCAAUGUGCGCCUCCAUUGAAAAUUCUGUUGAUAGAGCUUAAACAACACAUAAUGGUAACGUGAUUGCGCUCUAUAUGUGAAUUGUAGAUUCUAUUUUACUUCUGCAUUCUAAAUGGUCUCUAUUAUUGUCAUAUGAAUAUAUAUAUCAAAAACUUUUUUUUGGUACAGAAAAUUUCUUCUUUUUUCUUGUGGCACCUCAACCAUUUUGUGCGCAAUCUAAUGAUGUCCCAGGGAAAAUUGUCAAUGGAUGUUUUGUGUUGAAUAUGAAUUCAUAUAACUCUUAUGUAUGAUUUAA
This is a messenger RNA of Prosopis cineraria, 1233 nucleotides long. RefSeq names its product pectinesterase 3-like. Bases 220 to 957 code for a protein of 245 amino acids. Lineage: Eukaryota; Viridiplantae; Streptophyta; Magnoliopsida; Fabales; Fabaceae. The record is from RefSeq and is a predicted model, not a curated record. The transcript has a single exon. Gene Ontology annotation, molecular function: pectinesterase inhibitor activity; pectinesterase activity.